GCCUUGAUAUGCGCCAAUUGUCGCACCACAACAACACCCCUGUGGAGAAGAGACGAAGCAGGUAAUACGAUCUGCAAUGCUUGCGGAUUGUAUUACAAACUACACAAUGUCCAUCGGCCAGUGAGCAUGAAACGAAGCGUGAUUAAACGGAGAAAAAGA
Molecule: messenger RNA, 159 nt
Organism: Phycomyces blakesleeanus NRRL 1555(-)
Lineage: Eukaryota; Fungi; Mucoromycota; Mucoromycetes; Mucorales; Phycomycetaceae
Product: GATA-type zinc finger transcription factor
Exons: 1
Biological process (GO): negative regulation of transcription by RNA polymerase II; positive regulation of transcription by RNA polymerase II
Molecular function (GO): DNA-binding transcription factor activity, RNA polymerase II-specific; RNA polymerase II cis-regulatory region sequence-specific DNA binding; zinc ion binding
Source: RefSeq, a predicted model, not a curated record